This is a messenger RNA of Knipowitschia caucasica, 909 nucleotides long. The record is from the annotation of a GenBank genome assembly. Lineage: Eukaryota; Metazoa; Chordata; Actinopteri; Gobiiformes; Gobiidae.
AUGGAUAAUAUCAACCCGUCCACAUCCCACACGUUUCAACCCGAGGGCUUCAGUCCGCAGUUCCGCAGGAGGAGGACCGUCGAGGACUUCAACCAGUUUUGCACUUUUGUUUUGGCGUACGCUGGCUACAUCCCGUAUCCACAGGAGGACUCUCCAGUGCGCAGCAGCUCCAGUCCUCCCAACAGCACCGGCAGCACCGCAGACAGUGAUGGCUGGACUCCAGGACCCUCUGCCUCAUGUGCGCCGCGACCAAACAAACCAACACCACAAGAGCGCAACCGCAAACGCCCGCAGCCAGGGGGUGCUCUCAAAGAGCACACCAUGGGCUCGUUUCACAUGGACGAGCGCAGAAAAGCCGACAAACUAAAGAAGAAGCGGCGGAAGGAGCGCGAGUGUUCCCCCGACGAGACGCAAGAGUUCAGCCGGCCAAUCAAAGAGGAGCCUGAGGACGAGCUCAUCACGCUGCCCAACCCCUCCUCCGCCGCUGUCAAGGAAGAGUUCACUCAGAGAGGAUUGUGGGAGAACCGAGAAAGCCCCAUGCAUCUGCAGAGCGCCCAGGGGCUGCCCGCUAACAGGACCGUUUUCAGACAGGGCAAACAAGUGGUGUUCAGAGACGAGGACGGGUCAGGAGAGGACGAGGACAUCAUGGUGGACUCAGACGACGACUCGUGGGACCUGGUGACGUGUUUCUGCAUGAAGCCAUUCGCGGGCAGAGCCAUGAUCGAGUGCAACGCCUGCAACACGUGGAUCCACCUCUCCUGCGCCAAGAUCCGCAAAAGCCACGUCCCCGAGACCUACGUAUGCCAGGGCUGCCGGGCGCGAGGGGGCGUGGCCAAGGACGGGGUGGGGCCAGACGCACGCCGCUCCAACCGCUCGCGAGUCGGACCCAAGAAGCACCUGCUGAACUGA